This is a messenger RNA of Saccostrea cuccullata (small rock oyster), 894 nucleotides long. RefSeq lists its product as uncharacterized. The record is from RefSeq and is a predicted model, not a curated record. The coding region runs from base 235 to 894 and encodes 219 amino acids. The transcript has 5 exons. NCBI's taxonomy places the organism in Eukaryota, Metazoa, Mollusca, Bivalvia, Ostreida, Ostreidae.
UUAUCAGGAUUAUAUUUAUGGUUGGUGGGGUUACUCCUGCAUUGUUUUCCGUCGGUGGAGGGUUGUGAGUGGUCCUCGUGGGAAGAAUGUCCGACCUACUGCGGUGGUAGUGAAACACAACAUCGUGUAAGGAACUGUGAGAACUGUACCCAGGAAUGCAAUCCUCUAGAUAUAGAGAGCAGGCGUUGUAACAAUACGGAAUGUCAUGAAUUCAAUGAUUCAAAAGAAUUAAGCAUGACUUCAGCUGGAACUACUCAGAGCGUUUUAAGUGUUACUGAUAUGACGGCGGCGAAAGUUCUGUCCACUCCUAAUGGUUACCACGAAGAAAAUUUUACUACUACGGAUGAUUCUGCGAAAGAUUUCCAAUUGAAUAAAUUCAACCCUACAGCCAACACAACGCAGAACAACUUGACCACAAAAAUAAUCACCAUUAUAAAAUUAUCUACAGACGUGAAAAAUGUCACCGAAGACAUAGUCUCAUUGCCAACAGCUGCUUUUACGCCCAAAGCAUGCUUACACAGCACACAGGAAGAGGAAAACAUUGUUUUCAGGUACAUCCGGGAACUCUGCAUUGCCAUUUUAGUUUUCCUGUUGGUGCUUGUUUUUGCUGCCUUUUUGCGUGAGAGGAAAAAGAGAUUAAAGCAGCAAAGAGAACAUUCUUAUAUCUUUACAUUACCACCCAAUACAGAACUUAACAAUAUAAGGGAAUCCAAUGUUUUUUACCAUACAACUUUGGAUUUUUCCAAUCUCUUUAUUGACGAUAGAGCCGAGAGACUAUCAUCCUGUAUAUAUCAAGAUAUUACUGAUUUAGUUCCGAUGGAUAAUUUGGUCUCACCGAGGUCAACAUAUCAGCAAAUACCAGUCAAUCUUGUCAAUACAGAAGAUGUGGAAUAA